AUUGAUCUUCUUUAGUUUUAAAAUAAAAUUUGGGAGUUUCUCAGAAAAUAUCAAAAGACCACAUACAUUGCCAUUUAGAUUUCGGUUAAUAUUUUGACCUCUUUCGGGCAAUAAAUAGAUGAAAGGUGAAGGUCAUAGAGACUGGGAGAAUGUCAUUGGGAGAAGGUCAUUGGGAGUAAAUGAAUAUAUACAUUUUCGCACGUAAUGUAGCGAUGAUAGAGCUUAUAUAUACCGUACGAUCCUACACAGUUUGGGUUAAAAUAGAGAUUGUUUCAAAGUCAGCUCUAUUGGGGUCAAGUCUUCGGCAUGUAGGGAGCGAUAACGACGCUAUCAGCUACGUGUCUGCCGGCGAACCCUGCCCCUGUUUGUGCUCGGUGUCUGCGUGACUCCUGUGCACACCGACUAUUACAUUGUAUAGGUACGCAAAACAUCACGUGCACGUUGACAGGCAGUCUCCCGUAAAAUGUCUGAUGAGUCUACAGUGGGAGUUUUAUGACAAUGAAAACUAUUUCAUGAAUAUCCUCUUUCUCUUUAUUCUGUAUGAAGUUAAUAGGUGCCGUUAUUGAUUACUGAGAUUUUUGUUUAAUUCUUCGAUUAUAAUUGCGAGUAAAGAUCCAAAUUACCAUGCAAUGCUAAAUGUUGAGUAAUUUAACGAUCAUAAAUGAUAAAAAAUGAAACGAAUACAUGGUAUCACUAUGGAUAAACAAACGUAUACAUGUAAAACGUUAAAUCACUUCACCUAUUACUCCAUCCUUCAUUGAAGAAAUGGGUUGAAUAUAAAUUUAAAAAAAACCCCGAUGUCUGAAAUGCACAACAGCACGGGAAAUGUAUCUUUUUAAGUUCACAUUAUAUAUCAUAUAUAAUAAAAUAACAAAUCUUCAACUAAAAACCAUAUUCAGUGUUCGCCAGAGACAAAAAAGCAACGACAAUUAUGAUUGCAAUUCUAUACAUGUACUUUCAUUAUCAGUUUUAACUUCCUAUUUUACAAACAGCAGAAGGGGAAAAAAUUUCGUUUUUGCAAAGAUCAUACAGGGUUUUUCUUUGUUAUGUUAAACAAGUUGAUUUGAUAAGGACUGGUUAUUUGUUAACCAGAUAUUCACCUGUACAAUUUAGUUAGGUGCAAUUCAGGUGUAAAGCCUAGAUGGAUAAUUCUAUUCAGAAAAGGAUACUUUUACAAAAUAGACGGCAUUGCCUGCAUGAGACCCUGGAGUUGUUGUAUGUCCCCUGACCGCGGAUUAUGAUGUUCAUGGAUAACAUGUGACCUAAUUGGAAUCUGAUAUUUCUAAAAAUGUUCAACAAAUUGUAAACAGUUAUGAGCAUCCUGGAACUCAGAAAGGAGAAGUCACGAGAUGCUGCUAGGUCACGGCGUGGAAAGGAAAACUACGAGUUCUACGAACUGGCCAAAUUACUUCCCCUUCCGGCCGCCAUAACGAGUCAGCUGGACAAAGCAUCAAUCAUCAGACUAAGCAUCAGCUACCUUAAACUACGAGAUUUCUCUGGACAUGGUGACCCUCCAUGGAAUAGGGACCAUCUCACAAAUGGCAAAUCUUUUAAAGGACCUGGAAGAAGACGAAACAUAUCAAAUAUUGCCAUGGAUAUUUUUGAUAAUCACCAAGGGACACAUAUACUUCAGUCUCUAGACGGCUUUGCAUUCAUCCUUGCCAAUGAUGGGAGGUUCCUGUACAUAUCUGAGACCGUGUCUAUCUACCUGGGGCUUUCACAGGUGGAGAUGACAGGCAGCAGUAUCUUUGACUAUGUCCAUGUACAAGAUCACCAGGAGCUACUGGAGCAGCUAGGACUAAGUACCACCAACACGGGUUCGGUAUCAGGCUCUCCGUCUCCAGACUCGCAGUCUGACGCUGGAUCAGCACCCUCUACACCAAGGCCAACAACUCCGCCCACUCCAGACCGCACAAAUAUCAUGGCUCCUAAUCCAGAAAAAGGAUCAAAGAGGACCUUUUGUUUACGAAUGAAGUCAACUCUUACUAAACGUGGUGUGCACAUAAGAACGUCAGGAUAUAGGGUGGUAUACAUCACGGGACACAUCCGACCUCAGCCAUGUUUUGGCGUCAACAGGAAGUUGCCGUCCCACGUGUUGGGACUGGUUGGAAUGGCUGUGGCUCUGCCCCCUCCCACCAUCACAGAACUACGCAUAGAAAGCGACACUUUCAUAAUGAGGCUCAAUCCCGACUUCAGUAUUAUCUACUGUGAUACUCUGAUCUCCCAGCUUUGUGAUUGGUCCUCUGAUGAUGUCAUUGGGAAACCAAUCUACGAUCUCUGUCACCCAGCUGACCUAAACACAAUGAAGAGAACCCACAAAGAUUUACUAACGAAGGGUCAAGUUUUGUCCGACUACUUCAGAAUGAUUAACAAGAAUGGUGGCCAUGUGUGGGCCCAGAUAUGUGCAAGUACUCUGUACAGUUCCAAGACAUCAGACACUCACACAGUCCUGACCAUCAUCUACAUCCUCAGUGGAAUAGAGUAUGAAAACUGUGUUAUGGACAUAUGUCAACUUCCUACAUCAAUAAAAAAGGAGUUAGACAAGGAAUCUUCAAGCAAGGAUCUUGUCAGUCCCAGAGACGAAUCAAAAGAUGGUGAAGAAAGUCGUCACAGUAAAAGUCCUGAUAAUGCCCAAGUGGAUUCACAUCCCCAAAGUGAUGCAUUACCUGGUGAACCUCCAAAAAAGAAGAGGCUUUCUAGCAAUGGUUCAGUGCAUUCAGAGGUGGAAGAGAUGCAAGCUUCUCCAAGAAUGGAUCACAGUUCUCCUCCAGUUUUUAUAUCACAUGAUGAUGAGGAAGACACAUCAAAUUCAACAACUACCUUAAAGUUGAACUGCAGCAAAGUUCUUUACAAAAACUCGAGGAGGAAAAUGGACAGGCCUAGAAAAAGACAAAGGGGGAGUUUGGACAGUGAUAGUUUGAUUUUCAGUGACAGUUAUGGAGCAGAAGUAUCAAGCCCUGGCCACAUCAUACAAAGACAGUUAUCCUGUUCGAGCCUCAUGCACAACCAUAACAACGUUUCGUCACCUGUGGACGACUACCAUUCUCACUCAGCAUCACCAAAGUGUUUGGAGGAUUACGGCAUGCCUGCACCAGAGGAUCUCUCUCUAAGGUCACUGGGAGCAAGGCAGGAGAACAUGACAAACAGAAAAAACUGUUGGAAUUCUCCUUGUGGCGCUGACCAGAAUGGUAACCGUAACAUGCCAUCUGUGAAAUUUCUGGAAGAUGUGAUGAAUAAACAUUUGCCAAAUCUGUCUCAACUAUCUAACCAUGACGUCAAGCAAUCUUCUGCAAGCUUGAGUGAUGACAUUACAAGUGGUGAUAUUGUUUCAAAUUCUAUGAACAAACAGCAGUCACCUAUUCAAUGGACAGGCACAGAAUCUGAAACACACCCUGCAUCUAAUCUGUUAAGGACACUAUAUGCAAAACGAGAAUCGGUCAUUCGAAGCAGCAACAAUUCGAGAAGUCUUUCUAUGGAAAGUUCAGCCCUUAACAUGCUGACACCUCCAGGAAACGACAGCUUCAAGGAACAGUUGACUCUAAAUAUACCACAGAUAUCAGUGAAUGCCAAAGGAUCAGUUCUCCCUUCCUAUACUUCUGCUAGUCAUCAAACUGUCUCCACAGUGAAUGAAAGUUUCAACAUGACCCCUCCUUCAUCUGUAUCACCCACAGAGAAAUUAGUCUCCCCGUUUGGAAUGGAGGGGAACUUUGAUCAUGUGUCUGCUGUGUGCGGCAGUCUGACCCAUGUCACGAGUCCUCCCGUGACUCUGAAAUCUCAGACUUUUCCGCUCACUGUAGCUGCAGGAGUGACAGACUUUAACUGUGUCAAAAAUACCAGCUACAAUAACGUCUCCCCAGCAUACCACAUUAAUGAAUACCCCCAUCUCACUCACGCACAGAACUCUUUCUUGUCGUACGAUGUGAGGCCAGACUCUUGGUAUUCCGUCUCUUAUCAGUCAUAAAAAGAGAGCAUUAUGAUACAACUACGAGAAUAAUUCAGUAUUCAAUUUCAAAACUCUAAAUGAAAAGUUGUUGUUAUAUAUGAUAUUUUCUUGUUUAUAAUUUGUGAGUUUGUUAUACAGUUAAACCUUGAUAUCUUGAUCUAGAUAGAACUUAGAAAAAAUAUAAAGGUUAAGAUAUGUAAAGAAAUGAUAUUGUUGGGACCUCCAACUCACUUUGACAUACAUGUAUCCAUGAAAUUCUUAUCUAGGUCUAUCAGUGUUUCAGAUAUGAAGGUUCAACUGUACUAAAAUCAUCUGAUCACUUGUUAGAAAUGUAAACACGUGCAAAAAAUUUCCCGAGAUGAAAGCUAGUGUGCUCCAUGAUAAUUAUUGUGUCUAAAUUUUAAAUAAUGUUUUAUUUUUCAAAAUCUUUGUAAUAUUGAAUGGUAAAAGAACUAGAUAAGCGAUCAGAUUACCCAAAAGCAUUUUGGUAUAUGUACAGUAUUAUUAGAUUGUAUUUUGAAUUUUCUGUCAAUUGAAAAAACAGGCAAAAUUAUAUAUCUUAGGUGGAGGUGAUAGAAUUAAAAUGAGUUUAUCAGUAAAAUAUUACUCAAUUAAAUCAUCUCUGAAGAAAUUGAAAACUUUCCAUAUAAAUUUCUUAAUUCAGUAAUAAUUAUCUGCAUGAUAAUGUCUUAAAAGUUAAAAUGUGUUCUCUUAUUGUAAUAAAAUAUUGUGAUGUGUUCAAGAAAAAAAAUGGCUGUUUAUUAUUAAUGUAUCAAUUUUUUCUUACUUUGAUUGAUUGUGAUAUUUGUUUUUGAUAUUACAGUACUGUAAUAAACAACAAAAUGUCAUUAAAUGAAAC
Magallana angulata is the source of this 4802-nucleotide messenger RNA. Its product is annotated as protein trachealess-like. Gene Ontology annotation, biological process: regulation of transcription by RNA polymerase II. NCBI's taxonomy places the organism in Eukaryota, Metazoa, Mollusca, Bivalvia, Ostreida, Ostreidae. Gene Ontology annotation, molecular function: protein dimerization activity; DNA-binding transcription factor activity, RNA polymerase II-specific; RNA polymerase II transcription regulatory region sequence-specific DNA binding. Bases 1313 to 3961 code for a protein of 882 amino acids. The transcript has 12 exons. The record is from RefSeq and is a predicted model, not a curated record.